AAAGUUAGAUUAGUUUUAUGCUACUCUAUGGCAAGGAAAAGCAAGUCAAAUCUCCCAGAAUUGUAUCUAGAAGAAAAUAAAGAUCAGAUAUAUGAAAAUGCCCUUGCUGAGAUCCAGUCCUUUGAGCUGCCUCUUGGAACCACCCUAAGGUCUGUAUAUGAUGACCAACCAAAUGCACAUCAGAAGUUUAUGGAAAAACUUGAUGCCUGCAUACGUAACCAUGACAGGGAGAUAGAAAAGAUGUGCAAUUUUCACCAUCAGGGCUUUGUGGAUGCUAUUACAGAACUUCUUAAAGUUAGGGCUGAUGCAGAAAAACUGAAGGUCCAAGUUACUGAUACCAACCGAAGGCUUCAGGAUGCUGGGAAAGAGGUGAUAGCCCAAACAGAGGAAAUCAUCCGAUGUAGAGUUCAACAGCGGAAUAUUACAACAGUUGUGGAAAAACUACAGUUGUGUCUUCCAGUGCUGGAAAUGUACAGCAAACUGAAAGAACAGAUGAGUGUAAAAAGAUAUUAUUCUGCUUUGAAAACAAUGGAGCAGCUGGAAAAUCUGUAUCUUCCUAGAGUUAGCCAAUACCGCUUUUGCCAGAUAAUGAUGGAAAAUCUUCCAAAGCUGCGUGAAGAAAUAAAAGAAAUAUCCAUGUCAGAUCUGAAGGAUUUCUUGGAGAGUAUUCGAAAGCAUUCUGACAGAAUUGGGGAAACUGCCAUGAAACAGGCACAGCAGCAGAAAACGUUUAGUACUGCUCUUCAGAAGCAGAAUAAUGUGAACUAUGGUCGGAAUAUGCAUUUAGGUAGAAACAGGAUUUUGGAAUCCAAGAAUGAAAUCACAUUGAAGCGAACAUUUGAAGAUGAGGAUGAACAUGAAGAAGAGGUUUUAACUGCCCAAGAUCUUGUAGACUUUUCUCCAGUCUACAGGUGUUUGCACAUCUACUCUGUUUUGGGUGAUGGAGAAAUAUUUGAAAAUUACUACAGAAAACAAAGGAGGAAACAAGCAAGAUUAGUUCUGCAACCACAGUCAAGCAUGCAUGAAACAGUAGAAGGCUAUAGAAGAUACUUCAGUCAAAUUGUGGGCUUCUUUGUAGUAGAAGACCACAUUUUACAUGUAACCCAAGGAUUGGUAACCAGGACAUACACUGAUGAACUCUGGAACAUGGCCCUUUCCAAGAUCAUUGCUGUUCUUAGAACACAUUCAUCAUAUUGCAGUGAUCCUGACCUUGUUCUGGAACUGAAGAAUCUCAUUGUAGUAUUUGCUGAUACUUUGCAGGGCUAUGGUUUUCCUGUGAACAGACUAUUUGAUCUUUUAUUUGAAAUUAGAGACCAAUACAAUGAAACACUUCUUAAAAAGUGGUCUGGAUUGUUCAGGGAUAUUUUUGAAGCAGACAACUACAGCCCUAUCCCUGUAGCAAAUGAAGAGGAGUACAGAAUUGUUAUAAGCAAAUUUCCUUUUCAAGAUCCAGAACUUGAUAAGCAAUCCUUUCCAAAGAAGCUUCCAAUGUCUCAGUCAGUGCCUCAAAUUUACAUGCAGGUGAAGGAAUUUAUUUAUGCAAGCCUUAAAUUUUCAGAGUCACUUCACCGCAGUUCAACAGAAAUAGACGAUAUGCUCAGAAAAUCUACAAAUUUGCUGCUUACCAGAACUCUAAGUAGUUGUUUACAGAACCUAAUUAAAAAGCCUCAUAUAGGUUUAACAGAGCUUGUUCAAAUCAUCAUAAACACGACACACUUGGAGCAAGCCUGUAAAUACCUUGAGGAUUUUAUAUCUAACAUUACAAAUAUUUCACAAUUGACUGUUCACACUGCAAGACUUUAUGGACUUUCUACAUUUAAGGAUGCAAGGCAUGCUGCAGAAGGAGAAAUAUAUACAAAACUUAACCAAAAAAUAGAUGAAUUUAUUCAGAUUGCUGAUUAUGAUUGGACAAUGUCUGAGUCAGAUGGAAGAGCCAGUGGAUACUUAAUGGACCUAAUCAACUUUUUAAGAAGCACGUUUCAAGUUUUUACUCAUUUACCUCUUGUCCUUGGUUGUUACAGUCACACUGAUGUCUGAGUGCUUUGCCCACCUGCAGUGCUUAUAAAGAGUAAGUCCUCAAUGCACAGAAUUUUGAGGCUUCAGACUCAAAGAAAAAAAAUUUCUUUAUGAUGUUGAAUUUGCUGGCAUAGCAGGCUGAUCUUGUCUUCCAGAUACUACACAGAGGCUGUGAUUCUUCUGUCUCCUGUUCUUUUAACUGACUCAAAGACAAAGGCCACUCCAACUGUAUCAUGUGAUACUGAUGUGAAUGUGUCAUGUGAGGCAUGUGCUUCUGUGCCAACUCAGUGGAGCGUUUUUUGAUAAAGAAUAGCAAGUUUGUUAGAUAGUGUAAUUCAUUGUAACUUGGUGUACAAAGCAGUGUGAACAAAUGGCACUGCUCCUCAGUGGCCAUAUGCAUAUGGCAGUUAAGGGAUGUGAAAUUUGUAGAGCAGGAUGUACAGAAGUCUGUCAGCAAUGUAUGUUGCUAAAUGGCUGUUCAGAAAUGAGCCACAGACAAAACGAAGUAAUGUGUAAAGAGGAAUGCAAAGAAGCAGCUGUGGCAUUAGGACUUAAGAAGUGUGGAAAGUAUAGAAUUAUGUGCCUGGGGGUACAAGUCAGCCUUUGGAGAAAGCUAGUUUCUGUAGAAAGGUUAUUCUGUAAUUUCAGACUCUGCUCAGGUAACAGGCAGGGUGUAGAGCUGUAUGGACAAGUAGUCUGCUGUGGCAAGAGGUUUCUUGUAAUUUUUUACUUAUCCUGCAUCUUGUUCUCUGUCCUAUCUUGGCCAAUUGUAGAAACAUACAGUCCUGUGAAUGUUGUGUGUGAGCUGUGGAGUUUACAUGAAAAUGUGUGCACACUAUGGGGGUUCUAGUUAGAUUUGUACUAGUAGGUUAUUUUCAUUAAGAGAAAUUUAUGGUAAAAGUAUUUUCCAAGAUUAGCCCAGAACCGGGUUCUAUAACUUGUUAAAAUAAUAAGUGCUUUGGAGUGAUAAACUGAGCUAGAUUUUUUACAUGCUGUAAUUAAGGUUUGGAAUAGUUUAGAAUUAAUUUUCAUUAGUGAAUUAUCCCAAUAAUGUCACAGUGUCAUUUCCAUUUUUGUAUAGCUGGCAGAAACAUUCCACUGCUCAAAAUAGUUGGUCAGAACCUUUUCUGUAAUUAGCAGUCAAAGAACAAAUUCCUAGCACACUGCAAUAAUUCUAGUAAAGAAAAGAGAGGAACAAGUAGAGAGGUAUCUUCACUUCUACCCUUAAAUACCCAAUUCUGUUAGAGGGCAUUGGGCUAGGGACCCUAGCUGGCCACAGUGGUUCUUUGUUGUCACACCCCAGGGUCACUGACUUUCUCUUUGGUAUUGUUUGAAACACUAGUCUGCCUGUAGAAGUGUUAUAAUAUGUUCUUUAACUUUUUUUUUUUGUUGCAGUCACUGGGUUCCUCUCAUUAGAAUCUUGUUUUAUUUCCGCUGUAUGUAUAAGCUGUGUAAAUGCACAGGGAUGUGUCUCCCUUUGUGCUUCUGUGUGGGGCUGUACUGAAGUAUUUCUGUACUGCUGUAGCAAAACUUUUCAAAAAUGCAUCUUAUGUUGUAUAUCUUAUGUUUCUGCAAUUUGUAUUAUUUUCAUUCGAAUAUUAGAACUCUCAAAUCAAGUGGAUUGUGAACUGUACUGAAUCUGCACACAAAGUGACAUAAGUUAGUUGGGGUCUGAUAUCUCUGUUGACUCACUGGAAAUGUCUUGUGUCUCCAAAGCUUAUUUUUCCUCUGAAGUUUUGCAUGUUAGUUUUCUCCUCUGUGUUUGUUUACUGCACUUAAGAAGCAAUAUUGGAAAAGAAAACAGCUUUCUUCAACCCUACAGUUAUAUAGUAUAAGUUUAAUGUUAAAUUUAUUAAUGGGUCGUGUUAUAUUUACAUUCUUACUAUCCUGAGCCAUUUUAAAUCUUGCUGGAAUGAAGUAUGUUAAUAACAUACAGGUAGCCUGUGUAAGCCAUAAUGGUAAACAUGGUAUUUAUUUUUUGACCUAAGACUUUUGAAGUGUAUUCUUUCUUGAAAUGAAAAGUUUUGGAAAGGCAUUUCAACAGACACUUUGAAGUUUAUUACUUGGCAUUUUGGCAUACAGUUCCUUAUUACAGAAAAACAUAUUAUUGCCAAAUUAGUAUUAUUUAAGUUAUAGUCUCUUUGUUACACUUCAACAAAAAUAAGUUCAGAGAUACUGAACAGAGAUACAUAAAAAGAUACUAUUAUGUAGCUAGAAUUGUUCUUUUGUACGCUUUUUCUUAUCUUCUAUUGCUACC
Messenger RNA from Passer domesticus (house sparrow), 4273 nucleotides. RefSeq names its product exocyst complex component 6 (gene EXOC6). The record is from RefSeq and is a predicted model, not a curated record. Bases 28 to 2037 code for a protein of 669 amino acids. Gene Ontology annotation, cellular component: exocyst; membrane. The transcript is spliced from 19 exons. Gene Ontology annotation, biological process: Golgi to plasma membrane transport; exocytosis; intracellular protein transport. NCBI's taxonomy places the organism in Eukaryota, Metazoa, Chordata, Aves, Passeriformes, Passeridae.